Nanorana parkeri is the source of this 1950-nucleotide messenger RNA. RefSeq names its product Mab-21 domain containing 2 (gene MB21D2). Lineage: Eukaryota; Metazoa; Chordata; Amphibia; Anura; Dicroglossidae. The record is from RefSeq and is a predicted model, not a curated record. The transcript has 2 exons. Bases 154 to 1623 code for a protein of 489 amino acids.
GAGCUGCUGACCCAGAGACCUGCUGCACCGCCGCACACACACACAUACACACACACACUGACACACACACAGAGACAUCUCCCACUAUCCCAGGGAGGGGAAGGAACGAGUCAGGGCCGAUCUCCGAUAAUCCUGCUGCCUGUGGAAGUGAAGAUGGCGGCUCCCAUCCCUGCUAAGCCAGGCACCGUAGGGGGAGGCAGCAAACCUGCUUCCCCGGAGCUGGAUUUCAGGUCUGGAGCCAGGAUCGAAGAAUUAAACAAACUCAUCGUGGAAUUUAGCAAGCACGAUCAGCGGGAAUACGACGACCAGCGAGCCCUGGAGAUCCACACAGCCAAGGACUUCAUCUUCUCCAUGCUAGGCAUGGUCCAGAAACUUGACCAGAAGUUGCCUGUAGCAAAUGAGUAUUUGCUGCUUUCUGGUGGUGUUCGGGAAGGAGUUGUAGACCUGGAUCUUGAUGAAUUGAACGUUUAUGCUCGUGGAACCGAUUAUGACAUGGAUUUUACCCUUCUUGUGCCAGCUUUAAAGCUUCAUGACCGGAACCAGCCAGUCACACUUGAUAUGCGUCACUCUGCUCUAUGUCACUCAUGGCUUAGCCUUCGAUUGUUUGAUGAAGGGACAAUCACAAAGUGGAAAGACUGUUGUACAAUUGUUGACCAUAUCAAUGGCGCAACUAACUAUUUCUUUUCCCCUACAAAAGUUGCUGACUGGUUCCACGAGUCAAUCAGCAUCGUGCUGUCUGAGAUUCAGAAGAAACCUCAAAGAGGAAUGCCUAAGGUGGAGAAGGUGGAAAAGAAUGGCACUAUUAUAUCCAUCAUUUUAGGUGUUGGAAGCAGUCGCAUGCUGUAUGAUAUUGUUCCUGUGGUCUCGUUCAAAGGGUGGCCAGCUGUAGCACAGAGCUGGCUAAUGGAAAACCACUUUUGGGAUGGCAAGAUUACAGAAGAAGAAGUCAUUAGUGGGUUUUAUUUAGUGCCAGCUUGCUCCUAUAAGGGUAAGAAAGAUAAUGAGUGGAGAUUGUCAUUUGCCAGAAGCGAGGUGCAGCUGAAGAAGUGCAUUUCCAGUAGCUUAAUGCAAGCCUAUCAAGCUUGUAAAGCCAUAAUCAUAAAGCUUUUAUCAAGACCAAAAGCUAUCAGUCCAUACCAUCUGCGUAGUAUGAUGCUGUGGGCUUGUGAUAGACUCCCAGCUAAUUACUUAGCUCAGGAAGAUUAUGCGGCCCAUUUCCUGUUGGGACUUAUUGAUGAUCUGCAACAUUGCUUAGUAAACAAAAUGUGCCCCAACUACUUCAUUCCUCAAUGCAAUAUGUUAGAGCACCUUUCAGAGGAUACAGUCAUUUUACAUGCUAGAAAGCUGUCUUCUGUGAGAUCAGACCCUGCAGAACACCUCCGGACGGCCAUUGAACAUGUCAAGGCUGCCAACCGACUCACCCUGGAUCUCCAGAGGAGAGGAAGCACCACUAGCAUACCAUCACCACAGUCUGAUGGAGGAGACAAUAACCAACCAGAUGAUCGGUUAGCCAAAAAGUUGCAACAGCUAGUAACUGAAAACCCAGGAAAGUCUAUCUCUGUCUUCAUCAACCCUGACGAUGUUACCAGGCCUCAUUUUAGGAUUGAUGACAAGUUUUUCUGAGAAUGUCCGAUGCAUUCAUUAGGACUUCAUGUGUAAUCUGUGUGAUGUCUUGUUUUUACAUAUCCAGCUUAGAAUGGAUUUGUCAAGAACAAUCUGAAAUUUUUUAUCCUGCUUGUGCAGGACUUUGCAAAAUUUGAAACAGUAUAUUACUAUUUCAUAUGCUGCUUUGAUCACUUUUUUUUUUACGUUUUAAGGGAGAACAUGAGCCUUAAUGACCAUUUUAUGUUUGCUAUUGUGUCUAUUUAAUUGGUAUACAUGUUGAAACUUCAGAUAUGUUUUUUGGAAAUAAUGAAUUGCAUUGGGCUUCCAUCGUUUUAAGUGUACAUA